UCUCGCACGUGACCGUGCCAUGCAGCCCAACCAACCUGCAGCUGUCGCGCGACGUGGGCCACCCGAACUUGAUUCUGAACGCCACUGCGCCGUACUCUACCUGUAUCACUCAUUGGUCUACAUCGCUGUGCUAUACCGCAUCAAUGCCGCCGAAGAAAGUCAAGCGCACAACUGCAUCAUCGGAUGUGAAAGGCAGCGGCUCGACCCCAACGCAGCGGAAGGGUGGCGGAAAAGCCCCGUCUACGCGCGGGCGCGGUGGACUCAAAGACAUGCUCGAGAUGCCAAUAGACGUUAUUCACGAAAUCUUGCGGCAUCUUCGCCCACGCGAUCUUCUUAGUCUCUCAUGGUCGUCGAAGUCUGUUCACGCAUUCUUGAUGAAGAAGAGCUCCGCAUAUAUUUGGAAGCUAUCGUUGGAAAACGUGGAAGGGUUGCCCUCUUGUCCUGAACAUCUCAUUGAGCCUGCCUGGGCCUCGUUCCUCUUCGCGAAGCAUUGCAGCGCAUGCGGACAGGGUAACAUUGCAGAUAGUGGCAUAUUCUGGGAAUGCUAUAAGCGUCUUUGCAAGGAUUGCUUCUGUGGGAGGACAAGUGAUUUGAGAUAUAUAAACUUCGACAAUAUACCAAUGGACAUGUUCAACCAGUGCUCCAUCAACAGGCCUCGCGAAAGCAAGACGCUUUGCUUGGUUUUUGAGGUACAGAAAACCAUCCACACGUGGCGCAAGUUGGUCAAGGCAAACAACGAACACGAGUUAGCACUGUUCAUUGGCACAGAGAUACUGCGGGUACGGAAAAUUCGAGAUCACGCAUUGGAAUGCUCAGAGUGGGCCGAGGAGCAAGCCAGAAUGCACAAACAGGAACGAGCUGGGAUCCAAGAGGAUCGGCUUCAAGAAAUCAUGUGCAGGUUGUGUGAUCUCGGAUGGAGGCCUGAAAUUGAUUUCAUUAAACUCAAUGACCACGAAGAGUUUUAUGAGCACAAGCACGUUCGGGCGGCCAGGAAGCUCACAGAACGCAGUUGGCAAAACAUAUGCGAAGAAAUGGUCAAGUGUAUGGAAGCGGUCCGCGCAAAGCGCCUCGCGCUUGAACUUACGAAGAGACUGAACGGGCGUUGGAAAGCCAUGGAGAGUGCCUUGUCGAUCCUCUAUGAUCAUCAAGAGAUACGCAACCGCGGAUUGAGCUAUGGCGAUAUCGCACUCAUGCCAGAGUUCCGCGAGAUCAUGUGCUCUCCGCCCGAUGUGGAGGUGAACAAGGAAAGCUUCAUGGCGCUGGAAGCGAAUAUCGGGAAGCACGCAGAACAGUGGUACAUGCGCAUGCAAGACGAACUCCGAGCGCUGCUCAUCCAAUCUGCCGACAAAGACUCAAAUGGAGAAACUGCACCUGACGAGGCGGAUGUGGACGCACUGGAGCUCGCGACGACAAUAUUCCGUUGCGAGAGAUGCGCCGAGGUCAUGUUCUACUCGCAGGUCAUGAAGCACAGAUGUUUUCGCCGGGUUCCGUAUUGGCAGCAAGCCGGAUCAGACGCAUACCGGAAGUUUGUCUCGGGGCGACUCACAGGCUAUAGCUAUGCCUUUCAGCGACCCACCGUCGUCGAAGGUCUCCUCACUGUAAACAAUCCUCCUGACGAGGUUGUGCGGCUGAUCGAACUAUGCGGAAAGAACACGCGAACAGUGCGUGCGAAAGAGAUGGAUGCCUUAGAUGUCAGGUUCGUACGAAACGACAAAGAAAUUAUGACCUGGCGUGCUGCGAUGACAUUUCAAGACUACAUGUCCUACUCCGAGCGCAAGGAUUGGCGAUUGGCAACAGCCAAAGAGCUCGACGAGGCCAAGCAACUCGAAGCAAAGCGUCGAAGGGACGUGAGUCGGCUUGUGUGCAAAAUAUGCAAGGAAGAGUACAACCACCGGGCGGACGCACUGACUCACCUCGAAGUACGGCACGGCAUCAAAGACGCAGGUGUCGAGCGUGAAUCUGAACUGCUGGAGGCCCACCUCGAACUUGAUAUCUCAAGUUCGAAGCGUUGGGCAUUUAUAAUGUCAAGCUGAAAGGUGCUGACGGUGCGCUGUAACGUGCAUAGAGCAGACUUUUCUAAGGACUGGAGACAAGGGAAUGAGUACCAAAGAACUCCAGUGGAUAAUGUGAAGUGUAACACAAAUAUUAGUAGUGGUCGGGAAUCGGAGA
This is a messenger RNA of Rhodofomes roseus, 2169 nucleotides long. RefSeq lists its product as uncharacterized. Gene Ontology annotation, molecular function: protein binding. The coding region runs from base 144 to 2033 and encodes 629 amino acids. NCBI's taxonomy places the organism in Eukaryota, Fungi, Basidiomycota, Agaricomycetes, Polyporales, Fomitopsidaceae. The transcript has 10 exons. The record is from RefSeq and is a predicted model, not a curated record.